AUGUCCAGUCGCAUCGGCGUCUCCGACUUCCGUAACGCAGUGACUUCUAAAUGUCCAAAAGCGCAAGCAUCGAAGACCACUCUGCCUCGACUUGUCUACUUGCGAAAGAUCGAUACAGGGCCUUAA
Fusarium venenatum is the source of this 126-nucleotide messenger RNA. The record is from RefSeq and is a predicted model, not a curated record. NCBI's taxonomy places the organism in Eukaryota, Fungi, Ascomycota, Sordariomycetes, Hypocreales, Nectriaceae.